AUGCUCUCAGAGUUUGUGGUCACGAUCGUCGGGUCAUUGUUGGCCCUCUUCCUUGUGGUGCUAUAUUUCGCCGAGCCCGCCGACGAUGCCCUGGCCGCCGAGGUGAUUCUGGGAGAUAGGCGCGAUGACAAUCGCUGGCUGCCGCCUGUGUUCGUGGACUUCGCCGGAGCAAAGGACGUGCCGCAGAACACGUUGGCGGCCAUCCAGGAAGCGAAGAGAAUGAACGCCUCGGGAAUCAAGCUUUAUAUGUCCAUCACGAGCGACGACGUCGGAGUCCUGUUUCACGUAAAAACCCUGGAGGUAACCGCAAAUGGCGAUGGUCCGUUGGACGAGGUGGCCUUCGAAGACUUGCGCCGUGAGGACAUUACCGAAAAGAACCCAUCAGCGGUGCGCUACCGGAACGAGCGGGUACCGACGCUGGAAGAAGGCGUCGAUGAGUGUCUGCGUCAGGGCCUUCGGAUCAUCGUGAAUGUCGAGGGGGACGACUUCCGUGCAAUGUUCGCCCUAGCCGAACUGUUCCGCAAGCGGCCCGAACUAUCCAGACGAGUUCUUGUAGUGUCUCCCAGUCCGAUGUUUCUCUUCCGCCUGGGAGGUCACAAUGCAACAUUUGUGACGGCAUUAGCCUGGCGACAUGGAACUAUGGCGUACGUGGACAAAAGCUACACCAAGCGACGCUACGAAAACAUCGGCUGGCACUUGAUUGCGAGGGCCGCCGACUGGCUCCUUAGUUGGUCCUUUGACUACGGCCUGCUGACUCGCCUGUCCAUGGUUUCGGCAGUGCUAGUCAAUGCAAGCAUGAUCAGUCCCCAGUACGCACAGUCUUGGAGUGACUGGGGUCUGCGUGUCAUCGCGCUGGCUUCGAACGACCCGGCCGAGCACGAAUAUCUUCGUCGAGUUGUUCAAGUGCCUAUCCUUACAGACAACUUACGUCGUACUUAG
Dermacentor silvarum is the source of this 939-nucleotide messenger RNA. RefSeq names its product glycerophosphodiester phosphodiesterase 1. The transcript has a single exon. Gene Ontology annotation, biological process: lipid metabolic process. The coding region runs from base 1 to 939 and encodes 312 amino acids. Gene Ontology annotation, molecular function: phosphoric diester hydrolase activity. NCBI's taxonomy places the organism in Eukaryota, Metazoa, Arthropoda, Arachnida, Ixodida, Ixodidae. The record is from RefSeq and is a predicted model, not a curated record.